This is a messenger RNA of Antechinus flavipes (yellow-footed antechinus), 1989 nucleotides long. RefSeq names its product LSM2 homolog, U6 small nuclear RNA and mRNA degradation associated (gene LSM2). The transcript is spliced from 5 exons. Gene Ontology annotation, molecular function: RNA binding. NCBI's taxonomy places the organism in Eukaryota, Metazoa, Chordata, Mammalia, Dasyuromorphia, Dasyuridae. Gene Ontology annotation, cellular component: U4/U6 x U5 tri-snRNP complex; P-body; Lsm1-7-Pat1 complex. The coding region runs from base 295 to 582 and encodes 95 amino acids. The record is from RefSeq and is a predicted model, not a curated record. Gene Ontology annotation, biological process: mRNA splicing, via spliceosome.
CUCCGCCCAGAGUCCGUCUCAAUUCUCCAAGUUCCAAUCCUUUCCCCUUCUCGAAGAACUGGGAGCUGACUCGGUCGGUGUCUCUUCAAAUCACCUAGUUCCUUCUCGCUCACUCUCGCGCUGUCAGCUCUUCGCCGCGCGUGCGCACUUGCCCUCACCCUAGCCCCACCGUAGCGCGCGACCCCUGGGCUCGGAUUCCGGUGGUAGCGAGCCUCUCACGCGGCCCACACCUCCCCGAAACCCGAGCUAAGGCGUCCCCCUCCUCUCCAGGACCCGAACCGCGGCGCGAGGAUAAUGCUCUUCUACUCCUUUUUCAAGUCACUUGUGGGAAAGGAUGUUGUCGUGGAACUCAAGAAUGACUUGAGUAUCUGUGGGACCUUGCACUCUGUAGACCAGUAUCUCAACAUCAAACUAACAGAUAUCAGUGUUACAGACCCAGAGAAAUAUCCUCACAUGCUCUCUGUGAAAAACUGUUUUAUCCGGGGUUCUGUGGUCAGAUAUGUGCAGCUGCCAGCAGAUGAAGUUGACACCCAGCUAUUACAGGAUGCAGCUCGGAAGGAAGCUAUGCAGCAGAAACAGUAGUGACUGUUAUUAUUUUUAUGACAUUUCUUCCUCCAGCCCCUAGUUCAGGAUCCUUUUUUUUUAAAGGUUUUUUUCUGUUUGUUUUUUGAGGAGCAAGAAAUGUUUGUUAAAAGUAUAAUGCGGGGGAGAAGUUAUCCCCUGUGACAGGAAGAUUGGAUAGGGGAAUGGGGCGGGGGCGGGGGAGAAGUAUUGCACAAAAUAUUCAUCUUGUCUUCUUCCCAAACUGGUCCUUUCUCCUUGCUGGAAAAGUGAAAAUGGGUGGAAGGAAUUGGGACUGUCUCCCCAGGUGAGAGAUGUCUCUCAAAUUGGGGAGUAAAAAGAACCUGUCCCGCAUCGGGAAUAAAGUUUGAAACUUGGAGGUGUUUGUCUCUUUCAAGAUGCGAUUGAGAAUAUCAAAAUUACACUUUCUAGAGAAGGAGGCAGACUAAAAGAAAAAAUGAGGAUAUUUUCAGACCAUCCAUGCUUUUUAUUGUCUAUUUCCUUCCUCUACUUAGCUCUAAAUGACUAGUAAUUCAGGCAUUUAAAUCAAGAACUGAAAGGAAUUUCAGAAGUCAACUCGCUUCAAUCCUGUUCAUAUUAACAAAUGAGGAAGCUGAAGCCCAGAAAAAUUAAUUGACUUGCUCAAAGUCAAUGUCAAAGAUGGAAUUUGAGCUGAGGUUCUCUGACAGAAUUAGUAUGCUCCAUGUUUAACUUGUAUUGGAUUGCUUGCCAUCUUGGGGAGGAAGGCAGGGAUGGGAUGGGGGAGGAAGGGAGAAAGAAAGAAAAAAUUUUGAAACGCAAGGUUUUACAAAGAUGAAAGGUAUGCAUGUAUUAGGAAAAAUAAAAUACGAUUAAAUAAAAGUACAUGACUACAUAGGAAAAGGAAAAAAUUAGGAUGCUCAACAUUGUACCACCAUUUCCAGGGAACAUGCUACAGUGGAAAGAGUAUUUGGAUUCAAAUCCCAUUGAUUGAAUUGAUUUGUUACCAUUACCUUAGGCAAAUCACUCAACUUCUAUGGGAAUCAGUAUCUUCAUUUGCAAAAUGAGAGGGUUUAAUUAAUUACUUCUCAGGUCCCUUUUAGCUCUUUGUGAUCCAGUUUUUAUGGGCUUUACAUAAAGUCAGAACCUGACUAACCUAGAAAGGUGCUGUGUUAUUUUGCUACUAAUUGGUUUGUAGGGUUAUGGAUAGUCAAGAUUGCUGAUUGGGCUCCUCCCUAGGUUAAUUCUUUGCAUAUUAUCUCCUUUUAUUGGUUCUAAACAGUAUAAAUUGGGUCAUGACUACUAUAUGUCAAUUCUUUUACUUUUCUUUUAACCACCAUCAGAUUUCCUAUAGCAAUCAUCCUGAACCUUUUUUCAAGGUUCACUCCUCCCUGUAAACAGAAAAUGGUGAUUUGUUAAUAUAUUUGAUAAAAUUGAGAUUGUCUCAAA